This is a messenger RNA of Calliphora vicina (urban bluebottle blowfly), 954 nucleotides long. RefSeq lists its product as uncharacterized. The coding region runs from base 1 to 954 and encodes 317 amino acids. Gene Ontology annotation, molecular function: nucleic acid binding. The record is from RefSeq and is a predicted model, not a curated record. Lineage: Eukaryota; Metazoa; Arthropoda; Insecta; Diptera; Calliphoridae. The transcript has a single exon. Gene Ontology annotation, biological process: DNA integration.
AUGGCAUCAUUACCCCCAGAGCGCACGACUCUCUCCAGACCCUUCACAAAUACUGGCGUAGAUUAUGCUGGACCCUUCAACAUUCGAAACUUUACUGGACGAGCAUGCCUUAUUACAAAAGGUUACGUGUGCAUAUUCGUGUGUUUUGCCACUAAAGCGCUGCACCUAGAAGCAGCAAGUGACCUAUCAACUCAGUCUUUUCUGGCGGCCUUUGCAAGAUUCAUAGGAAGGCGUGGAUGUCCAUCUACUAUUUAUUCCGACAAUGGAACAAAUUUCGUUGGUGCUGCAGAACUUUUGAAAAAGGAAAGACUCGAAUUCGUCAAAACUCUUCAACAAAAUAUUAUUCAUCAUUACAGUCAUCAAAACGUCGAUUGGAAAUUCAUUCCCCCUGGUAGCCCACAUAUGGGAGGGCUUUGGGAAGCCGGUGUAAAGUCCUUUAAGACUCAUCUACGUAAAAUGAUUCCAAAUAUGAAAUUCACAUUUGAAGAGCUCUCCACAAUUUUGACCCGAAUCGAGUCCUGCUUAAACUCUAGACCUUCAAGUCCUGCUAGUGACGACCCAACUGACCUAUCACCAUUGACUCCAGCACACUUUCUUAUUGGUACUUCUCUUAUGACCCCACCUGAAAAAGACUUGCAGAAUGAAAACUUGACUCUAACCAAUCGCUGGAAACGCCUCAAAAUCAUUUAUCAUUCCUUUUGUCAGAGAUGGAAAACAGAAUAUUUAAGAGAACUACAUCGUCGAUACAAAUGGAAAUAUCAAUCCGAAAAUCUUAAGGUUGAUGAUCUAGUUGUCAUCAAAGACAGUAACUUACCACCCAACGAAUGGAAAUUGGGUCGAAUUACAAAAACAUAUUUCGGACAUGACAAAAAUACCAGAGUAGUUGAUAUUCGCACUGCAAAUGGAAUCAUUACUAGACCCAUAACAAAACUCGUAGUAUUGUUUCACAACUAA